This is a messenger RNA of Closterium sp. NIES-67, 279 nucleotides long. The record is from the annotation of a GenBank genome assembly. NCBI's taxonomy places the organism in Eukaryota, Viridiplantae, Streptophyta, Zygnematophyceae, Desmidiales, Closteriaceae.
GCUAUAUACCCCUGUAUGUCCUGUUCUAGGAAGGAGAGAGGGAGAGAGAGAGAGAGAGAGAGAGAGAGAGAGAGAGAGAGAGAGAGAGAGAGAGAGAGAGAGAGAGAGAGAGAGAGAGAGAGAGAGAGUGAGAGAGUGAGAGAGAGAGAGAGAGAGAGAGAGAGAGAGAGAGAGAGAGAGAGAGAGAGAGAGAGAGAGAGAGAGAGAUAUAAGUACGAGGUGUUGUACUCCCUUAGAACUGACCUGCCUAGGUUAUAACAAACAUAUCUUACCAAGAUA